Pungitius pungitius (ninespine stickleback) is the source of this 2414-nucleotide messenger RNA. It is a transcript of the gene ptger4b, whose product is annotated as prostaglandin E receptor 4 (subtype EP4) b. Gene Ontology annotation, biological process: adenylate cyclase-activating G protein-coupled receptor signaling pathway; negative regulation of inflammatory response; inflammatory response. The record is from RefSeq and is a predicted model, not a curated record. NCBI's taxonomy places the organism in Eukaryota, Metazoa, Chordata, Actinopteri, Perciformes, Gasterosteidae. Gene Ontology annotation, cellular component: plasma membrane. The transcript has 2 exons. Gene Ontology annotation, molecular function: prostaglandin E receptor activity. The coding region runs from base 263 to 1558 and encodes 431 amino acids.
AGAGUGACUGAAGCGUGAGGUGCAGCUCGCAGUCGUUGCAGCAUCGCCCCUAUCCAACCCGAGCAGGCGCGAGCAAACGACUGCAUUCUCUACAGAUGGGACGCAUUUCGGAGUUUUGAAUGCCGUGCGUAAAAUGGACACGAUGGGUUCGCUUCUUUCUGGAGAUCCUUGGAGAACGCGCAUUCGUGACAAGCGCCGCAACUUCGGAAGUUAGAGGAGAACCGUUUCCCGGUGCGAAACAUUGAGAGAAGUGCCCGCAGGUAUGUGCUCCACGGAGAGGUCACCGCCCACCAUCCCGGCGAUCAUGUUCAUCUUCGGGGUGGUGGGGAACGUCGUCGCUAUUGUGGUCCUGCGGAUAUCACGAAAGGAACAAAAGGAAACCACUUUUUACGCCCUGGUGUGUGGCCUGGCAGUGACGGACCUGCUGGGCACGCUGCUGGCCAGUCCCGUCACCAUCGCGACCUACGUGAAGGGCGCGUGGCCCGGAGCCGAGCCGCUGUGCCAGUACUCCGGCUUCAUCCUGCUCUUCUUCUUCUUGGUCCAGCUCAGCAUCGUGUUCGCCAUGUCCGUGGAGAGAUACCUGGCAAUAAACCACGCGUACUUCUACAACGAGUACGUCAACCAAAAACUCGCCGCGCUCACCCUUUUGGCCAUCUACCUUUCCAACAUCGCGUUUUGCGCGCUGCCCAGCUUGGGCUUCGGGCAGGUGAAGCUGCAGAGCACGAGGACCUGGUGCUUCAUCGACUGGGAGAACAACCAGACCACGGUCGCCACUUUCAACCUGAUGUACGCGGGAGUGAAUUCGGUCAUCGUGCUGGCCACGGUCGUGUGCAACGUGAUGGUGUGCGGGGCCCUGAUCCUGAUGCACAAGCGCUUCAUCCGCCGCACGUCGCUGGGCACCGACCAGAGGCGCGUCGGGGAGCUCAGCCGCAGGCGGAGUUUCGCGCGACUGGCCGGGGCGGAGAUCCAGAUGGUGAUCCUGCUCAUAGCCACCUCCGCGGUGGUGCUCAUCUGCUCCAUACCGUUAGUGCUGAGGAUAUUUGUGAAUCAGCUGCACAGAAACCCGACAGGAGAGCACACUGAAGACCUGCUGGCCAUCCGCAUGGCCUCCGUCAACCCCAUCCUGGACCCCUGGAUCUACAUCCUGCUCAGGAAGACGGUGGUCCUCAAGGUGACGGAGAAGAUCAAGUAUCUGUUCUGCAAAAUGGGCGGGCGCGGGCGCCGGAGCGGCGGGCAGUUCCGCUGCGCCGACGGCCCCUUCGCGUCCUCCAUCAUCUCGCGAGGCUCUCCCUCGCUGGUGUCACGGGAGCUCAAGGUCGUUUUGAGCCCCUCACAGACCUCUCUGUACCCGCCGGAGGGGGAGGGGGGCGGGGGCGGCGGCGGCUCCGGCCCACCGGCGCCACAGACGAUGCAGGGCCCGCGGCAGGCCGAGGGGCCCCGAGGUCAGGGGCCUUCGCAGGGGGGAGGGGCGGCGGAGCAUCUGAUGGAAAACAAGGACCCCGCUCUACACGUGACCUUCACGGACGAGACCGCAGACACCCGGGAGAAAUGCAUUUAGCGGUCGGGCCUCGGAAUAAAACCCCCCCCCCAAAAAAAAGACACGACAAUGGAAGGGGACGCAUCUGAAGACUGAGGAUCCGUUUUGUGGAUGUAUUUUAUGUGAGAUACGCGUUAUCAACGCAUUCCUCCCUCAAUCAUGACUCGCCACAAACAGCACAUGGCUCUGUGGACGUUGUGGAGGAGCCCGUUUGAUGCACUUAUUUGUUAAAAACCAGUGCUUUCACAACCCCUCCGAGGAGACUCCUUCAAAAGAGUGUGUGCAACGUGAUGUUAAUUUAUUGUGAGAAUGAAAGUGUAUUAUUAUUGUCCUCUCUGUGAGAAGGGCCGGAUUGUUUGGAGCCAUUUUAAAUCGCUACAAGAUGAAUAUGCACAGUUUUUUUUUUGUGGUGCGAAGGAACAUUUGCCCACUGGUUGAAAGAGGAGCCGUGACGUCAACGCUAGAAUAAUGACAAAAGGCAGCUUUGGCUGGACUUCUGACACAAUGUUAAUAUAAAAUAAUUAAUUUACUCCAUGCAGGCCUUUUCUUUGUGAAGAUUAAACCAACAUGAUCUCAUUUUACUUCAAUUUAAUGUGCAAUGCUUCUCAUAUAAUUAGACUUUAUAGGGGAAUUAAGGAUUAAGAGAAAAGAUAAACACAUUGUUACAUUUCCUGUCUGAUGAGUUUUCUCAAUAGAUUUCCUAAGUGGAUUUCUAUAAAGAUUGAUAUAAAUAACAUGUUCAUAUUUACAUUUUUGUAAAGUGUUGUUUUAGCGACAGCGAGUGUCAAAUUUACCACAUAUUGUUAAUUCUCUCGUAAAAAAAUUGAUGUUGUACCAGAGUCUUAAAUACAAUUAAAAAUCGAUAAAUAAUCAUACA